CACAAUACUGCAAAUUGGAUAAGCAUGGGAAGAAGUACGUGGACAGCACGCAGCUGCCGAACAUGCCUCAAAAGAAAAAUCAAGUGCGACAAAGUCAAACCGCACUGUCGCCAGUGCCAAGCCUCAUCUAGAAAAUGCGAGGGAUAUUCUCAACUAGUCAAUCAAACACUCCUUUCAACAAUCACUCCUUAUGAACAUAAACCUCUUUCAGCCUGCCAACAUUGGACACAACUUUUGUCUUUGUUUUUGACUGACUAUCUCCCCGUAAACCACUCGCCAAGACAAGUGCAGUAUUGCUCGUCUGUUUCCUGGGUCGAGACAUUCCCAAAACUGAUGAAUUCAAACUUACAUUCUAUAUGUGGCGUCGCUUUAACGGCAUUGAUACUCGUUCAUAAUGGUAGAGCGCAGAAAAAUGAGGUAUGGGUACGAGAAGGUGAGAUAUACUACUCAUCAGCCGUGGAGGAAAUCUGCUCUUGGAAGCGGAUCAUGGAUCCGUCUGAAGUCAUUCGCACUGCCAUGGUUCUAGCUCUUUAUGAGGCGUACACUUCCUAUCCCAGAGAGGUAUACAAGUGGAGAGUACAUGUUCGGGCGGCUUGCAACUUUGCCACAGAAUCUAGUUUGUAUAAACCAGAUCUAGGUUUGAGAAAGUACGACAUUUACAGGCUUGAGACUAUUCAGUUUCUUUCCAGUUUCAUGCUUGACCACGAAGAGGCUCCAUGGCAGUCAUUUUCGAAUAUAUUCGAGAAGGCAGGGCAGCAUUCAACAGACAUUUUUGGCUUUCUUCUGAAUAUCCUACCCGAAGUCAGUCAAAUGUACGAAGAGGUCAAGCAUAUGCAAGAGAUCGAUAACAGCACGAGCGCUACCUGUCCAAAAGGACUUUUGCACAAAUGCCUUGAUACUGAAAAGAAACUUCUGGGUUGGUACAAAGAGUUAACCUCAGUACAUGAUGGCCCUUUAUUCCUAUUCACGAAGUCGCCUAGUGGUGAAAAAAAUAGCCACUCGAUAUCAAUAAAAUUUCCAAACACCUCAAUCAUACCGCAUUUGAUGAUAUAUUGGCUUAGUAUGGUGAUGACAUAUACUUGUAUUUGUACAGCGAUUCUCGCUGGAGCGGAAUCGUUCCAAAAUUCUUUCCAAAUAGAAGAAGGCCGUUUGAAAAAGCGAGGCAUCAACGAUUUCAUCUCUCUUUACACCCAUUACAUACUACACAUAUCCCAGUCCCAAUUGGAAUGCAUGAACAGAGAGUUGGGUAUUGCAUUGAUUUCUUCGGCAACCUCACUGGCUGUUCUACAGACGUCUUCAAUAUCAAACGAGAGACUGUCUGGUGUUUUCGACUCUAGAAGGGACAUCGACUUUGUAUCGGAAGACCCGACUUGCUAUUCAAAUAGGCCUUGGUGUCUUAAAUAAAGAGGAAUAUCAAUCUUGCUUUUUAUUUAAAAUCAAUGUCUUUAUUUGUUCCUGUAUUGAAAAGAUGCCAAUAUACAUUUAUGGUUUUCGACUGGUAUUACGACAAAUCCACUCCUACCUCCACCUGGUCGC
Talaromyces proteolyticus is the source of this 1536-nucleotide messenger RNA. RefSeq lists its product as uncharacterized. The transcript is spliced from 4 exons. Lineage: Eukaryota; Fungi; Ascomycota; Eurotiomycetes; Eurotiales; Trichocomaceae. Gene Ontology annotation, molecular function: zinc ion binding; DNA-binding transcription factor activity, RNA polymerase II-specific. The record is from RefSeq and is a predicted model, not a curated record. Gene Ontology annotation, biological process: regulation of DNA-templated transcription. Bases 25 to 1404 code for a protein of 459 amino acids.